This is a messenger RNA of Myiozetetes cayanensis, 5594 nucleotides long. It is a transcript of the gene CDS2, whose product is annotated as CDP-diacylglycerol synthase 2. The transcript is spliced from 13 exons. Lineage: Eukaryota; Metazoa; Chordata; Aves; Passeriformes; Tyrannidae. The record is from RefSeq and is a predicted model, not a curated record. Bases 1 to 1398 code for a protein of 465 amino acids. Gene Ontology annotation, cellular component: endoplasmic reticulum membrane. Gene Ontology annotation, molecular function: phosphatidate cytidylyltransferase activity.
AUGGCCGAGGUGCGGCAGCGGCCCGGGCGCGGCCUCGGCGGGCCUGGACCCCAGGACAAGGUGCGGGGCGAGUCUGGGGGCGCGGGAGGCUCCUUGUCUGUCUGUCCCUGGCAGGAGUCCGAGUCCGAGAACAGGCUGGAUGGAGAGACGGCGUCGGACAGCGAGAGCAGAUCGGAGUUUGGAGGCUCCUCCACGGUGCAGACAUCAGAUGACACCCCAGAGGUCCUGAACAGAGCUCUGUCCAACCUGUCCUCGAGAUGGAAGAAUUGGUGGGUGAGGGGCAUCCUCACGCUGGCAAUGAUCACCUUCUUCUUCAUCAUCAUCUACUUGGGGCCCAUGGUCUUGAUGACAAUUGUGAUGUGUGUGCAGAUCAAGUGUUUCCACGAGAUCAUCACCAUUGGCUACAACGUGUACCACUCCUACGACCUGCCCUGGUUCAGGACACUCAGCUGGUACUUCCUGCUCUGUGUGAACUAUUUCUUCUACGGGGAGACGGUGACAGAUUAUUUCUUCACGCUGGUGCAGAGGGAGGAGCCCCUGCGGAUCCUCAGCAAAUACCACCGUUUCAUCUCCUUCGCCCUCUACCUGACAGGUUUCUGCAUGUUUGUCUUGAGCCUGGUGAAGAAACAUUAUCGCCUCCAGUUCUACAUGUUCGGGUGGACCCACGUGACGUUGCUGAUUGUUGUCACCCAGUCCCACCUCAUCAUCCACAACCUGUUUGAAGGAAUGAUCUGGUUCAUUGUGCCCAUCUCCUGCGUGAUCUGCAACGACAUCAUGGCCUACAUGUUCGGGUUCUUCUUCGGCCGCACGCCGCUCAUCAAGCUCUCCCCAAAGAAGACCUGGGAGGGUUUUAUUGGAGGAUUUUUUUCCACUGUUUUGUUCGGAUGGCUGCUGUCCUAUGUGAUGUCAGGGUACCGCUGCUUCACCUGCCCCGUGGAGUUCAACAACGACACCAACAGCUUCACGGUGGACUGUGAGCCCUCCGAGCUGUUCCAGCUCCAGGAGUACAACAUCCCCCUGGUGCUGCAGUCUGUGGUGGGCUGGAAGACGGUCCGGAUGUACCCCUUCCAAAUCCACAGCAUCGCCCUCUCCACCUUCGCCUCCCUCAUCGGGCCCUUCGGAGGCUUCUUUGCCAGUGGGUUCAAGAGGGCCUUCAAAAUCAAGGACUUUGCCAACACCAUCCCGGGGCACGGAGGGAUCAUGGACCGCUUUGACUGCCAGUACCUGAUGGCCACCUUUGUCAACGUGUACAUCGCCAGCUUCAUCAGGGGCCCCAACCCAAGCAAACUGAUCCAGCAGUUCUUGACCCUGAGGCCAGACCAGCAGCUCCACAUCUUCAACACGCUCAAAGCACACCUGGUUGACAGGGGAAUUUUGGGGAGCCUGGAGGACGCGUAGGCACCGGGAGAGCGGGACAGGACUGAGCACAGACAGGCCCCCAAGAGGAAAUCCCUGGCUUGCCUGAUUGAAGACAAUAACAAGGCCUCAUUUCACUGUAACUUUUCUUCCUUUCUUGGUAAAUGUUUGCAUUUGUGGUUUUUUUUUUUUUUUAAAAAUAAUAUAUUUAUAGAGCUUUGGUUCAAACGAGCAAAUCUCGGGUUUGGAGCUGAGGAGGAGUCAAGGUUUGGAAGGACUGUGGGCUGAAGCAGGAGGGUAGGACUGUGCUGAACCUUUGCAGUGUUUGGGCAGUGCUGAGCUUUCCCUGUGAGUGGGUUUUUGCAGGGAAUACAGAGCGUUGUCUGUGUGGAGCUGGCAGGGAAGUGACUCCGUGCCCUCCCCUGGCUGCUGUGCCAGGCUGGUGGCAGCUCUGGGGACCAGCCUUCUCUCCAGUGGGACCUGGGAAUGCAGUGGGAGUUCUCCCAGAAAGCUGUGGGGAUCUCCUUGCCCAGGCUCUGGUAAUUGGAAGAGGAUCUUGUACUAACCCAGCCCUGUUUCCUCUGCACAGCCAGGCACCUGCAGCUGCUCUCACCUGCUGGUUUUUGCAGUGCCUCUCACAUUCCCUCUUUUUUUGUGGCUGAUAUUUUGGCAGAUGAGACUUUUAUAACCAAUUAAACCAGGAACAGACUGGGGACAAGGAGCCAAGGAACUGGGAGUUGCACGUGGGAAUGUGGGAGGUUCAAAUCGCUUCAAAACUGCUUGGAGUAAAUAAGUUUUAAAGAGCAUUGAAGCUUCACUGAGUAAUUCCUGCCAAGUAAGAACAACCCUUAAUUAACUUGGUUCAUUUUCCCCCAUUAAAUAACCUUUAAGAACCACCCUUUUCCAUUUCUUGAUGGUUGGAAACCCCUCACUGGGAUAUUUUAGGCAAUUUGGGGAGCAGUUUCCAGCCUGUUUUCUUGCUGGUUGGGCUCUGGCUCUGCUGGGGCUCCACUGGGAGUUUUGUUUUCUUUUCAGGGAUCAUGUCUGUUUGUUACUUGAGUUGUAGAUGUUGUGCUGCUGAGUUUACCACGGUCUGUGUUGCAUUUCAGUCUGGGUUCAUUUCUCUGCAGGCUUCUGUCCUGCUUUGCUCACUGAAUCUUGUCAGAAAUAGUUUGUACUUAAUAGCUGCAAGUUUUACUGAAGUACUUUCCUUUAUUUUGUCAUACUUUUUUUAUUAUUUAAAAUGGAGAGCCCUAAUUGUAAAACUUUUUUUUUUCUUUUUUGUGCUCAAAUAGUGAAAAUAUCCCCAUUUCCACCUUAUACAAUGAUCCCAAACACGAGGUGACUCUUGAUUUUUCCUUCUUUCCAUAGUUUGUGCAUGGGAGAGAGAACUUUUACCUUAUUUUAACCUGGGGAAGGAGUGACAGGGAGAGUUCAUACAGAAGUACAUUGGUGUUUUCAAGCAGUUGCUGACACAACCCUUAGGCACAGCCCCCCCCAAUAUGAGACCUGUACCUGCUGCAACCUGGCUUAGCCUCGACAGAAAAUAAACCACCUGAAAACACCCCAAAUUCAGUUUUCCCUCCCUGUUCUGGUUCUGCCAUUGCUGUGUGCAAGAGAGCUCGUGUGUGUGUGUGUAAAUAUAUUGAACAGAUCCAGCCUCUCCCCUGCAUUUCUGCAGGACCCUGUGCUGGGCUCUGCUUCCUCUGCCCAGACAGGACCCCCAGGGCAGGAAUUUGUCUGCAAAUGCAGGGAUUUGAUGGAAAGCACAGAGGAAGGGGCUGUUUCCCCAGAGUGUUUUCAGUGUGGUGCUGGCAAAGCUGCUGCACUGAGCCAGGGCAGGACUGGCUUUGGGGAAUGCCAGUGGUGUCCCUGGGCUGGUUGUGGUGUCUGUUCCUUCCCAACUUGAAUUAGGCAGGGAUUUAUUUUCUGUCCUCUUAGAGAAUGUUGGUCCAAGGCCCCUCACUGGCAACCUGGAGAGGUGGGUUAAGGUGCCCAGGGAGACCAUUUGGGCUGGGUUUCAUCACAUUCUGGGUGAUUUCAGCAAGGCAAAGUGAGGGUACCUGCCAGGAGCAUCCAUGGGGAUGGGUGUGGGGGUUGCUUUGUGCAGUCCCUGAGAUCAUUUUGCCCUGUGGGGUUGGACCAGCUGGUGCUUUUCAGGGUUCCCCUGCCCUUGCCAAAACCCCUGGUGGGUACUGUUGGGUCACAGGCAGAAGUGAUGGUGUUAGUAACUAUUCCAAAAGUGUGCUCUGUUUAUAUUGAGAAGUUUUUUCCAAUGUCCAGAAGUUUUUUUAGUCUCCUGCUCUUCUGCUUUGACCCUUCUGUGCCUCUUCAGCUGUGAUUAGUGGGACAGAACCUGACCCAAGGCUGGGCAAACCCUGACCCAAGGCUUUGCUUCAGGCUUUGGUUUAUCUGGGCCUUUCUGGAGGGUGCAAGUGCUGGGUGUGGGCACUGGAGGGCAAAGUGGCUCCGUUUAGAGGCUGCCCUGGCUGGGAGAGAAGCAGCAGCAGCAGCAGCUCUGCCUGUGGGUGGCUGCUUCCCUCAUCAGCUUUAUUCCUGCUUCCUUCCCAGCACUGCAGGGAAAGGGGGAACUUCCAAGCCUCUGCUGGUCUGAAGGGCAAGGCUGAGUGGAAAGGGUUUAAGUAUCCUGCAUGGAAGUCUGUUAAACUGAAUGGAAACAGUGGAGGAAGGCAGGGAGAUGGGGGUUGUUAGGAAUAUUUGCAAGUUGUACAGCUGGACCUAGAGAAUCCUGGGGCGCUGUGGGUUGGAAGGAGCCUGAAAGAUGAUCUUGUUCCAACCCCUGCCGUGGGCAGGAAGCCUUUCACUUGGCCAGCUUGCUCCAAGGCUUAUCCAGCCUGAUCCUGAACACUUGCAGGGAUGGGGAGUUCACCACUUGCUGAGAAAAAAAAAAAAGAAGAGUUGUUGUUACUGGCUUUGGUUGUCCCUCAUGUGGCCCCCUCUUUGCCACUGUGUUAGGCCUUGCAGGACCUUGGUGAUGCUGCAGCUCUCGAGAGUUGCAGUUGGGAGGGAGGCUGAUGGAGAGAGGCCAGAGUGACCCCAGGGAUGGCUGGGAAGGAGAUGCCCAAGGGGAGUUUCUCCAGCUCGGGGCUCCAGCUCAGGUUGCACCAUAGUUUUGGUUCCCAGUGGGCUCCAGCACUGGGGAAGCUCUUCCUGCUUGUGCCAAACAAAUAGGAGGAGCAGAGCAAGGGGGAGGUCCUGUGUCAGCUGCAACGUGUGCUUGGGUUGAGAGGAAGAGACGAGUAGGAUGUGGCCAGUGUGGAGCUUCUGAGGGCAGGGACAGGCUGGUGUGGGAGCCACCUCUGCACCAGUGCCACUGGAACAGGCAGAGAGGGACGUGGGAGUGUUUUAUGAAGGGAUGGCACGUGGCUGGAAAGCUGCUUUUGUGUGCAGUGAGGGGCUGGCUGUGCUGGGGAGGGCACUGAGCACCCCCAGGGCUGUUGGCCAGUGGAUGGUUCAGCUGGGCCAUGGGUUUGAUCCCCAGCCUGAGCUGGGACAGGCUGGGUCUGGGAGAUGAGCACCUGGCACACUGGGGUCGGAAUUUGUGUCCCAGAUGAGUGUGCAGAUGGGAUGCAGGGGCCAGCCCGUGGCCCAGAGUGCUCAGGGAAGCCCCAAACCUGGUCUGUGCAGUUGUGUCCUGUGUGAUCAGCCUGUGUUAAACAGAUCCUUUGGGGUGAGGGGCUCGGCAGUGACACCAAUCCCUGGGGUUCCUGGUGGCUCGUGGAGCUGGAGAUCCCCCAGCAUCGCCUAAAACUGUGAAAUCCCAGGAGCCUUUUCCAAGGGAUGUCUCCUGUUUCCAGGAUGUGCAGGGGGCUCCCCCAGACCUGGCCCUGGUGGGAUCCCACCCUCUCCUCCUCCCCCAGCUGCCUGUGGUGGGAGCAGGGCAGAGAGCUGUGUGUCAGCACCCAAACGGCCCCUCUAGCCCCUCCUGGGCUCAGGUCAGUCAUGGAAGGCAUCGUGGGGAAGCUCCUGGGGUUGUCCCCUCCCUGGGGUGGCACUCUGUGCUCCUGUAAUCCCUGUGUGCCCUGUUCUCCAGCCCUGCCGUGUUCCCACCAUCGGCUUCUUUCUCUGUGCGUUGUUCUUUUGGUUCCUGUUUUAGCUGCACACGUAGAGUUGCCUUCCUUUGACCGAAUGUUCGAAUGUGAUAUAUUGUAUAUUUUAAAAGUAUCUACCCUAUUUAUAUACUGUAUGUUACUGUUAAAUAAAUAUAAGUUCCAUUA